AUGGCGAGGCCGGUGGAGCUCAUUUUGUUCAGCUGGAUUGUCCUUCUCGGAACGGUCUUUCAGCGGGACGGCAUCGGAGUCGAGGGGAAAGCCACCGUCGAGCAGAUGAUGAAGACCGGCGAAAUGAUGCGAAAUGUGUGCCUGGGGAAGACCAAAGUUGGCGAGGACAUGGUCAACGGAUUGCGCGAGUCAAAGUUUCCCGAUGUCAAGGAACUCAAGUGCUACGUAAACUGUGUAAUGGAAAUGAUGCAAACGAUUCGCAAAGGAAAACUAAACUACGAUGCCACGAUGAAGCAGAUCGACACCAUCAUGCCGGACGAGUUUGCGGAACCGAUGCGCAAUGCGCUAAACGCCUGCCGGAAUAGUGGCGACGGCAUUAAGAACAAUUGCGAUGCGGCUUACGAGAUUGCGCAGUGCAUCUCCAAAAAUAAUCCCAAAUUUGUAUUUCCUUAA
Sabethes cyaneus is the source of this 453-nucleotide messenger RNA. RefSeq names its product general odorant-binding protein 72-like. The record is from RefSeq and is a predicted model, not a curated record. NCBI's taxonomy places the organism in Eukaryota, Metazoa, Arthropoda, Insecta, Diptera, Culicidae. Gene Ontology annotation, biological process: sensory perception of smell; olfactory behavior. The transcript has 3 exons. The coding region runs from base 1 to 453 and encodes 150 amino acids. Gene Ontology annotation, cellular component: extracellular region. Gene Ontology annotation, molecular function: dibutyl phthalate binding; odorant binding.